Lethenteron reissneri (Far Eastern brook lamprey) is the source of this 1967-nucleotide messenger RNA. RefSeq names its product fructose-bisphosphate aldolase, non-muscle type. Lineage: Eukaryota; Metazoa; Chordata; Hyperoartia; Petromyzontiformes; Petromyzontidae. Gene Ontology annotation, biological process: glycolytic process. The record is from RefSeq and is a predicted model, not a curated record. Gene Ontology annotation, molecular function: fructose-bisphosphate aldolase activity.
UGCUUGCAGCCAAUGGGAGAGGGAGGCAGGGUUCAAGAGGGGGCAUUGACGUGGCCACGUUCCACUCGGGGCAGGAACGGCGAGCAAAGCAGCAGCAGCAGAGGCAGAAUUCAAGUUUCUUGCAAAAGAAUCUUAAAGUCGGGUGAUCAGCAGAAAUGGCGGCCCUGUACCCUGCGCUCACCCCUGAGCAGAAGAAGGAGCUGGCGGAGAUUGCACAGCGCAUCGUCUCGAACGGGAAAGGAAUCCUCGCCGCUGAUGAGUCCACCGGCACCAUGGGCAAGCGACUCUCGGCCAUAAAGGUGGAGAACGUGGAGGAGAACCGCCGCGUCUACCGGCAGCUGCUGUUCAGCAGCGACCCCAGCGUGACCAAGGCCAUCGGCGGCAUCAUCUUCUACGAGGAGACGCUCUACCAGAAGACGGACGACGGCACGCCCUUCGUCAAGCUCAUCAAGGACCGUGGCAUCGUCGUGGGGAUCAAGGUUGACAAGGGCACCGUGCCCCUGGCAGGCACCGAUGGGGAAAGCACCACGCAGGGCCUAGACGGGCUGGCAGAGCGCUGCGCCCGCUACAAGAAGGACGGCGCCGACUUCGCCAAGUGGCGCUGCGUGCUCAAGAUCUCCAAGAACACGCCCUCGGCACUCGCCAUCGCCGAGAACGCCAACGUGCUGGCACGCUACGCCAGCAUCUGCCAGCAGAAUGGACUGGUGCCGAUCGUGGAGCCUGAGAUCCUCCCCGAUGGAGACCACGACCUCAAGACGUGCCAGUACGUCACCGAGAAGGUCUUGGCAGCCACCUACAAGGCGCUGAGCGACCACCACGUGUACCUGGAGGGCAGCUUGCUCAAGCCAAACAUGGUGACGGCUGGCCAGGCUUCCAAGAUCCGCUGUUCACCACAGGAGGUCGCCAUGGCAACUGUCACUGCACUCCGUCGCACUGUGCCCAGCGCGGUGCCUGGCAUCACCUUCCUGUCGGGUGGGCAGAGUGAAGAGGAUGCCUCGCUCAACCUCAAUGCCAUCAAUCAGGUGCCUCUGGAACGGCCGUGGGCCCUGAGCUUCUCGUACGGCCGAGCUCUGCAGGCCUCCGUGCUCAAGGCCUGGGCCGGAGCUCCUGCAAACAUCCCCGCUGCCAAGAAGGAGUUUGAGAAGCGCGCCGCCAUUAACGGGUUGGCUGCCCAGGGCAAGUACGUCCCUGCCGGAUCAUCUGGCAGUGCUGCAUCGGAAUCUCUCUUCAUCGCAAACCACAACUAUUGAGUUUGCAAGCUUCAUCCAGGAGAGAAAAAAAAAACAUAGGAUUGAUUGUAAAAGGGCCAAAUAAAAAUAACGUUUAUUGUCGAAGCACACUUGCAGUGUCGGUUAAAAAGGUGUAGCUGUUAAAGAAAUUGUUGUGUUCACUUUGGUAAGGUAGAAAUGGGAGGUGCAGUAAAAUAAAAAGGCAGUGGCUUCUGAAUUCUGAGCUUGAGGAAGAGCCAAUUUGAGCAGGUGUUCGUGAUAGCUGUGUGCCAAUUAAUGCAUUCGAGUAACACUUGUCUUGUGAAAAGUCUUUGUGGGUUGCUAACGCAAGUGCAGAUUAUCUUUUUACGAGAGGGUAUCAUAUACUUGAUUGUUUUUCUAUUGUGAAGUGAUUUGUUUAAAUUAAAGAUCCUUCAUAUGCACUCAUCCAGAAGAGAUUCCUGCUUGUGGAAUAGAUUUUUGCGGUUCUCACUAAUUGAACUAUUGUUAUUCAGUUAUUACAUUCUUAACCAAUGUGAACGAAACUCCUCUAUGUUGUGAACUCUUCAGAAAUGCUCAUUUGGGAAAUGCUGCUGUGGGUUUUUGAAGUGGGAAGGCGGCUCGCCCCUCGGUAUUGCUUGGGCUGUGAAUUUGUUGUGCAGGUGCAAAUUGUCCUCGACGGAUGCCUUUGUUUUUGUGCUGGACUGCGAAGCUCUGUCCUCUGCUGCUGCUCGUCAAUAAAACCAAUUAUGACGCAGA